GUAGUUCCUAAGAAGGUCAAGGAACUCAGAGCAAAAAGUAAGCAACUAUUAAUUAUACAACAUACACUGCAUCAUGCUUAGCUAAUGGACUUUUGUUCAAUUUGGAGGAUUUAGAUAAACUGGUGUAUAUGGUCAGUACUUUAUUGAUUUAAGGAAGUCUUGAUCUCAGCAGAAUUAAGUACUAUUGGAAAAUAUCAGUGGUUUCAGUAACUGUUUUCUUUCUCUCUCUGUCUCUCUCUUUUUUUUUUAAUUAAAAGAAAGUACCAUUUUCUUUAACCGCUGUCAACAAUAACUUCUCACUGAGGGUAAAAUGCUGGGUUAUGUAAGCAAUUUUCGAAAAUCAUAUACAGAUCCGAAAAUUCUUUUCUGAUUCUACAGGGAGUCCAUGUGGGGCAGAUUGCGCUCCUUCCUGUGCUCCUCAAUGUCAGCCAUCAUGUUGCGCUCCACCUCCUCCUCCUCCCCCAAUGCCAAUGCCUGGACCCCCAGGACAACCAGGCUGCAUGGGACCCCCCGGAACACCAGGUUGUCGUGGAACACCAGGCUUUAUGGGACCAAUGGGUCCUAUGGGUCCAAUGGGACCUCCAGGAGCACCCGGAAUGCCCGGCCUGGCUUCUCCUCCUCAGCAGUGUCCACCAAUCUGCUUGCGCUGGACAACCACCAUUUCUCCAGGAGGAGGGAUGCCUCAGGUGUCACCAGUUCAAGCUACUCCAUGCCCCGCUCAAUGCCAGCAGGCUGGCUGUUGUUCCCCUCCUCCCCCACCGCCAGUAAUAAUGCCUCCUCCCCCUCCAGUGGUGGCACCCGCUCCUCCUCCUGUCCAGCCACCACCUCCAUGCCCAGCAAACUGCCCCAAAGCUUGUUAUCCAGCGUGUACUCCAAAAUGCUGUAACCCACAGCCACUCCCACCUCUGCCGCCACCCAUGCCUCCGAUGCAGCCCCCGAUGCAGCCUCCGAUGCAGCCUCCAAUGAUGCCUCAAUGCCAACCUUCAUGUGCGCCUACGUGCUGUCAGGGACCACCUCCACCAAUGAUGAUGCCACCACAGCCUCCAAUGUUCAUGCCUCCUCCUCCUCAGCCUAUCAUGCCUGCAAUGCCACCUCAAUGCCCACCUCCAUGCGCCCGAUCAUGCGCACCAUCUUGCAAGCCUGAAUGCUGUGACAAGAAGAAGCGUAAUGCAGAAAACUAG
Messenger RNA from Porites lobata, 1181 nucleotides. The record is from the annotation of a GenBank genome assembly. NCBI's taxonomy places the organism in Eukaryota, Metazoa, Cnidaria, Anthozoa, Scleractinia, Poritidae.